AAUGCGAGUUAUGAUGACAAAUAUUAAUGAAUACAAACCAACCCUUAUGUGUAGUGAUAUACUCGGGGAUAGCCGUUGAGGACCACAGCGACGAAUUGGAGCAGAAGAUGAUCGACGCGCACAACAAAGUGAGACCUGGCAAACACAAACUGACCAAGUUGAAGGAUCAUGCCUACACCAGAGAUCGGUGCAAGAAGAAAGUGGGACAACCAUUGUCUAAGUCACCGAAACCUGUUGACCCCAAAUACGGUGAGAAUGUGUACCGAAUGAAUGGCAAGGGCUUGACCUAUGAUAAAGUAGCCGGGCUCGUCGUAUUAGCAUGUAAUAGCGGUUUCCAGAAAUACCUACUGACUAAAAACGCAAAGGAAUACAAAUGGCUAGAAGAGAACCCGGAUGGAAAAUGGCUGUCGUUCACCCAAGUCAUGUGGAAGGACACGAAGGAGGUGACCUGUGCUAUAUGUGGGGACACCAAGGAUGGCAAGACUGAGGUGAAUGUGGUGUGCAAUUACCUGCCGGCCGGCAAUGUGAAGGACCACUACAAGAAUAAUAUGAUCGAACCGUUGGCCCGAUCGACGUCUCUGUUCGUUGAGAUGCCGGACGACCAGAAUAGUGAGUUAGACACCUAUGGCGCCGAGGAAAUGGGGUUUUCGCGCAAAGCACUCAAAUAG
Molecule: messenger RNA, 668 nt
Organism: Oppiella nova
Lineage: Eukaryota; Metazoa; Arthropoda; Arachnida; Sarcoptiformes; Oppiidae
Source: the annotation of a GenBank genome assembly